Panonychus citri (citrus red mite) is the source of this 1708-nucleotide messenger RNA. RefSeq lists its product as uncharacterized. Lineage: Eukaryota; Metazoa; Arthropoda; Arachnida; Trombidiformes; Tetranychidae. Gene Ontology annotation, molecular function: protein binding. The record is from RefSeq and is a predicted model, not a curated record. The coding region runs from base 47 to 1225 and encodes 392 amino acids. The transcript is spliced from 5 exons.
CAAGUUUUUUGUCAAUCAACAAUUUCAGUACCAUUUAACCAUCAACAUGAAUCUUAAUGAUCCAUAUGAUAUUUGUUUGUUGACAAUAUUUGAUAAGUUUGAUGAGCUUGAAGAUCUUAUAAUUAUAUCUCAAGUUUGUUCAAAAUGGCGGAAAUUAGUUCAAAUUCGAUAUGAAAAAAUCAAAGCCUUAACAUUUUUGGCAAGAACCAAGGUAUUACUUCCGCCACACAAUAUCUACACCAAGAGUUAUCUAUUCAUUGAGAAUAUAAAUGUUGCCAAAGUAUUUCCGAACCUCGAGCUAUUGGAAGCUCUUCAUAUUCCUUCUACUCCUCACACAUGUCCAUGCAGAGUUAUAGCAAAUGUAUUGUCAACUGGGAAUCCACUGCGAGGUUUAUCAACUCGACUUGAAUGCAGAAGUCAAGUAGAAGGUGUUGAUCGCCGUGAAUGUGACGUUGACCUUGACCAACAAAUAGUUAAACACUGUGGUAAUCUUACUCGACUAUUGGUGGAUGAUCCUGGAUUCCUGAAUCUCUUUUUCAAUAAAUACAAAUUCGGUGAAAAGUUGCAAAUGUUUGGUGGUUUUGGCGGAGCUUACAUGGCAACUUUCAACACUUAUGCUACUCGAAUGCCGAAUCUUAAAAAGCUUUAUGCAUCUAAUCUUAAAGCAAUAACGCACUUCAUUCCGACUUUCCCAGGAGUUGAGAAGAUCACUUUUUCAUCAUUUUUUGAAGGAUCUUAUUUUCUAUAUCCAUCAUACUUUCCUGAUCUACAAAAUUUACACAUUAGUGUCUCUCCAAAUUUUUGUUUGACACAACGUUUAAGUUCAUCUCAAUAUGUAAGGCCACCAGUAAGCAAAAGGAACAACAAAGUCCGCAAAGUCACUAUCCAGUUUGAACCUGACACAGUAAAUGUCCGCUUUCUUACGAAAAUUCUGAUCAAAGAUGUCGCACUUCAAUUCCCUAAUUGCCUCGAACUGACGAUAUUUUGCCGAAGUAACGUUUUGACGAAAAAUGAUCCAUUCAAUAUAAUCAAGACAAUGCCGAAUUUAUCUCUUCUUCGUUUAAGUCCAACAAAUUUCAAUGACCUUGGUGAUGACAUAACCGAAAAAAUUGCGGAUUACUGCCGACAUGAAAAUCGAAACCUUGUAUUCGAAAUAGUUGAACACUUUGACUUUAAGAAAUCACAUCCCUUAAAUGUUGGAUCUAAAUUUUUUUUCGAUUUUUAAAAAGUUCAAUGUACCUUGUUGCAAGGAAAGGAAAAUGUAUUAAUAGUAAAUUUAUUACUACAAUGAUUGAGCUUGCAAAAAACAAUUAACAUAAACAUUUUAAUGAAUCGAAUUAUUUCUUUUUUGUUCGAUUCUCCCAACCAUGAAUAACAAGCUAUAUGCAAUCUUUAUGAGUUAAAAUAAGUGUUUUACCAAAGUAAAGAGUCUCAAUGAAUGUAUUGUUACCUCCAUGGGUUAAAACGAGGUCAACCUUUGGAAGAAUUUUAAUUUGAUUCAAAUAUCUUCCACCGAUCAUAUUAUCAUAUAAUUUUAUCUCCUCAUGAAAUGGACCUUUGGAUACAAUGAAACGAUGAAUAAAAAUCACUAUGAAAUCUUUGCUAUUAUGAGUUAAAAUCAAUUCAAUUUUAGUUAAUUUCUGAUUUACCAGUUGCAUUGUUGAAACAAUUUAUUACUCUUUAAAUUAAAUUAAUUCAUUUUCACUCA